AUGUCUCACCAAGCUCCGGCUAAGUUUAACUUCUUCAAAGGACACCCUUCGAUCGAUCUAUUACCGAACAAGGAGAUUUUGGAGGCCUCCAAAAAUGUUUUGUCCAGGUUUGAUAAUACCAUGGACAACUACGACGGAGUCAAUAACACGCAUCCGCUGAACUAUGGCACAGAUCCUGGCAAUCUAGAGGUCAGAGCUCUGAUCGCGGACUGGAAUGAUAAGAAGUUUGAACUGAAAACAAAGACCGACCCAGACUGUAUCAAUUUAACCUCGGGAUCAUCAUACGGCAUCUUGAAUAUUCUAGCGCAGUUCUCAUGCGCGCACAAUGGAGUGACGCGUAGAGCGUUUCUUGUCAGUCCAACGUACUUUUUGAUGAACUCGAUAUUCAUCGAUGCUGGGUUUGGAGGCCAGAUGACGUCCAUAGAAGAAGACGAUAACGGUCAGAUUGACUUAGAAACGCUGAAGCAGAAACUGGAGUUUUAUGAUUCUCAGGAAGCGGUUGCAAAGUCCAUCUCAGAAAAAGAUAUUGCUCAUAUUCAUGAUCCAGAUAGGCCCUUGAAAAAAAUCUAUAGAUACAUCAUGUACAUUGUGCCUACAUUCUCAAAUCCUAGGGGUGGGACGUUGAGCCAAGAUAAUAGACAGCGUUUGAUUGAGCUUGCUAGAAAACAUAACAUGCUGAUUAUCUGCGAUGACGUGUAUGAACUGUUGGAUUUCCAUAAUCGAGUGCCUCACAAAAAAAUGGUAUACUUAGACAGAGAGACGCUGCCUGAGGGCGAAGAAUACGGUAAUGUUAUCUCCAACACUACAUUUUCCAAAAUUCUUGGGCCGGGUUUGCGAACCGGCUACCAAGAAUCUGCCACCCCGAAACUCGCCUAUUUGCUCUCCCAAGGAGGUGCAACUAAGUCUGGUGGUACCCCUUCGCAAUUGAAUACGGUGAUAGUUGGCGAACUUUACAGAAUGGGGGCAAUUGAUGACAUACUUGACAGGCUUAACUCUACUUAUUCUAAACGUGCGGCCGUUUUAAAUGAGGCGCUUCAAAAAUACCUACCAAAAGGUACUCAAGUUGCUCCAAUCAAUGGUGGCUAUUUUAACUGGGUCACUCUUCCAGAGCACAUCGAUGUUCAGGAAGUUGCGAAUGAGUGUCGGAAAAGAGGUGUCGUCCUUGCUACAGGAGACAACUUUGAAGUGACUGGAGAUCCUAGAGGAUGGGGCAAGAGAAGUGUCCGGAUGAGCAUUAGUAAUUUGGAUAUGGCCAAGAUCGAUGAGGGGGUCAAAAUUUGGGGAGAAGUAUGCGAGUAA
Molecule: messenger RNA, 1299 nt
Organism: Ogataea angusta
Lineage: Eukaryota; Fungi; Ascomycota; Pichiomycetes; Pichiales; Pichiaceae
Exons: 1
Coding region: 1-1299 (432 amino acids)
Biological process (GO): biosynthetic process
Molecular function (GO): pyridoxal phosphate binding; L-2-aminoadipate:2-oxoglutarate transaminase activity
Source: RefSeq, a predicted model, not a curated record